Spirodela intermedia is the source of this 2670-nucleotide messenger RNA. Lineage: Eukaryota; Viridiplantae; Streptophyta; Magnoliopsida; Alismatales; Araceae. The record is from the annotation of a GenBank genome assembly.
AUGGAUGAUGCCUCGGCUGGAUGUUUCCGUCCACUCGAUCCCUCGUGUCUCCCCAAUGUGGAUCCGCUGGGUCUAUCUUCAUCCAGAACCAUGCACAGAAACUUGGCUGAUUCUUCUGCUUCUGCUCUGCAUCCCGAGGUUUUGAAAUCUUCCUCAAACUAUUUGGGGGGUUAUCAUGCCUGCUAUAGAUCUGCAGCGGCCAAGGCGUGUGAAGUAUACAUAGGUGCGGGAGGGAGCAGAAGAUCGCUUCCCCGUUUUGUGAAUUGGCUUCGCGCGGAAUUAGAGUCCCAUGGGAUCCACUGCUUUGUCUCUGUUAGAAGUCGGGGACGAGAUUCAUGUGCCUACAGCACGGCAAGAGAGGCUAUGAGAUUGGCGACUCUCGGUGUGCUCGUCGUUACCAGGGAAACCUUUUCGAGCUCUUAUGCUAUGGAAGAGAUUAGUUGGUUCUCGGAGAGGAGCAAUUUGGUGCCUAUUUUCUUCGGGUUGAGCCAGAAGGAUUGCCUGGUCAGGGACAUCACCGAGAAGAAGGGGGAAUUGUGGAGGAAGCAUGGGGGUUUUCUAUGGGAGGCAUAUGGAGGAUUAGAGAAGGAAUGGAGGCACGCUGUGAAUAAGCUCUCUUGUCUGGACUGCAAGCUGGAGACUUGCGAAAGUAACUUCAGGGAUUGCAUAUUGGGUUCCGUUGUUCUUGUAGGGAGAAGAUUGGGAAGGAAGGGCAUCGUGGAGAAAGUGUCGAGGUUGAAGGAAUCGGCAGCAAUCAUGGAGUAUCCAUUUCCCCGAAACCACCAUUUUGUCGGUAGAAACCAGGAGCUUCAUCAGCUUGAGCUGAUUUUGUUUGGCCAUACAGAAGAAGAAGAGGAAGAUUGUCUGAACGUUGGAGUUACAAGGUUUGGAAGAGGUUUGACGACCAGUAAUGGUGCUAGCAUGGAGCUGGAUCACAAAGGAAAGUAUCAGGAAUCUCAAAGAGAGAUCAGAAGGGAACGCUGUUGGGUUGAGGAGAGGCGAGACGGGCUCGGCAUGCAUGUGAAAAAAAGUUGUCACACAGGAAGUGGAUUUUCUGCGAGGGACCUGUAUGGGAAGGGCAUUGCUUGUGUCUGCGGUGAGUCGGGCAUUGGCAAGACUGAACUUCUCUUGGAAUUCGCAUACAGGUUCUCUCAGAGGUACAAGAUGGUGCUUUGGCUCGGUGGUGAAGCAAGAUACAUCCGUAUGAACUAUCUGAAUCUACUUCCAGCUCUGGGUGUCAAUCUGAGCAGUGAGAAGGAAACUUUUCUCAAGAGUAAUGGCCCGAUUAGUUUUAAGGAGGUUGAAGGGCAAACAAUCAGAAGGGUGCGCAAGGAGCUCAUGAGAGAUAUCCCCUUCCUCCUUGUGAUUGACAACUUAGAAAGUGGCAAAGACUGGUGGGAUGGAAGGAAUGUAAUGGAGAUUCUUCCUUGUCUUGGUGGGCAAACUCAUGUCCUCAUCUCCACUCAGAUGUCUUCGGUGAUGAACCUCAAACCCCUCAAGAUCUCGUUUUUAUCUCAUUCAGAAGCAAUUGCGCUGAUCAAGGGACAUUCUGGGGACCUUCCUCCAGAGGACUCUCAUGCUCUUGACGUUGCUGAAGAAAAACUUGGUAGAUUGCCACUGGGACUUGCAAUCUUUGGUGCAUUAUUAUCCGAAGUUCCCAUCAGCCCAAGAAAACUUCUCAGUGCAAUUGAGAGAAUGCCCCACGAAGAUCUUACAUGGAAUGAUGGGGAGCAGUCGGUGCUCAAGAAAUACCCUUCAAUCGUCCAGCUUUUAAGUAUCUGCUCUCUAGUUUUUGAUCUUGCUGAUAAUCAUCAGAAUUUCGCAUCGAGGAUGGUACUUGCAUGUGGUUGGUUUGCUCCCUCACCAAUUCCGGUCAAUCUACUAUUUACGGCUGCUUCUGAGAUCAUUCAAGACAAUCAUUGUGUGCAAUUUUUGAAGAAGUUUCGACAUAUGGUCGCAUGCAUGCACAAGAUAUCACACUCCAAGAAACCAGGAGUCGAAGCAUCGAGUAGAUUAGUGAGGCUUAGAAUAGCAAAGUGCAGCGCCAAAAUAGGCUGCAUUCAUUUUCAUGACAUUAUCAAGGAAUACGCCAGGAAAAGAGGAAAAUUUUGGGUUGCUAAUGCAAUGGUUCGUGCAAUUUUUCACAAGGGUUCUCCACAUCUUCACCCAGAGCACGUAUGGGCAGCAUCCUUCCUAUUGUUCAGAUUGGGUACCAGUCCGCCGAUCGUCAGACUGAGGGUUUCAGAGUUGCUAGCGUUCAUCAGUAAAUUUGUUCUUCCUCUAGCCCUGGACACAUUCAAAAGCUUUCGUCGGUGUGAAGCUGCCUCUGAGCUUCUGUUUGCGUGUGAGGAAUUGCUGAAGAACUCGGAAAUUUCGUACACGUUGCAGGAGAAUAAUGUUCAUGAGAAACAAUUAUUUGGGAUCCCAUACAAAAAUCGUUCAGCAUUUCAGUUUGAUCAGUGCAGCUACAAGGAAUUUUCUCUGUUACGUGCGACCAUCCUUGAAACAAGGGCUGAGAUGAUGCUCAGUGGCGGCUGUUAUGACACUGCAGAACGCCUUUUCAGGUCAGCGCUCAACAUCAAAGAGGUAAUUUAUGGCUGUGAGCACUCGGACACAGUGGCCAUCCAAGAAACAAUGAAGAAACUUUUAAGACUUCAAGAAGGUUUGUGA